Cutaneotrichosporon oleaginosum is the source of this 3722-nucleotide messenger RNA. The record is from RefSeq and is a predicted model, not a curated record. Lineage: Eukaryota; Fungi; Basidiomycota; Tremellomycetes; Trichosporonales; Trichosporonaceae.
CACAACCAACACCACACCUCACUCGUCUCGCAUCUCGUCAACACCUCUUCCAUCUUCCACCUCCCUUCUCCUCUUCUCUUUCCAAACCCCAUCCAUCCAUCACUCAGAGGACGCGACCAACCUCGUACAGGUCCUUGACAUCUCGCUCUCUUCUCCCCUCCCCAUCUAAGCCUUCUCAUCUCAACUGUAGCAUCAACAUCUACCUUACCAUCUCCCGGCACGAUGGAGGCCAUACUCGACCCUUCCAAGGAACUCGACGUCGGCCUGCUCGACCAGGUCGUAACAACAUUCUACACCGGCGCUGGAGCACAGCAACAGCAGGCCCAGCAGGUCCUCACCCAGUUCCAAGAGAACCCCGACUCGUGGCAGCGGGUCCCGGCGAUCCUUGAGUCCUCAGGUAACAUAAACACCAAGUUCAUCGCCUUGCAGAUCCUCGAGAAGCUUGUUCAGACCAGAUGGAAGACUCUUCCUGCCGACCAGCAGGGCGGCAUCCGCAACUUUAUCGUCCAGGUUACCGUGGACGUUUCGAGUGACGAGACGCGGAUGCGCCGGGAGAAGAGCUACCUCAACAAGCUCAACCUCGUCCUCGUACAGAUCCUUAAGCAGGCAUGGCCCAAGGAUUGGCCUUCAUUCAUUCCCGAGAUCACUGCAUCAUCGCGCAACAACCUGUCGCUGUGUGAGAACAACAUGGUCAUCCUCAAGCUCUUGUCUGAGGAGAUCUUUGACUUCUCCGCCGAACAGAUGACCCAGGCUAAGACCAAGGCUCUGAAGCAGACCAUGUGCGGCGAGUUCUCGGACAUCUUCACCCUUUGUAAUGAAGUACUCGAGAAGGCCAACAAGCCAAGUCUCAUCAAAGCCACACUCGAGACCUUGUUGCGAUUCCUCAACUGGAUCCCGCUCGGUUACAUCUUUGAGACUCAGAUCAUUGACUUCCUCGUCACCAGGUUCCUCGAGGUGCCAGAGUUCCGUAACGUCACACUCAAGUGUUUGAGCGAGAUUGGAGGCCUGAACGUUGGGCCGGAGUACAACUCGAAAUUCGUCAUUCUCUUCCAGAUGGUCAUGACAAGCGUCAACCGUAUGGUCCCGCCAAGCACCGACCUCGCCGCUGCCUAUGCGUCGUCCGACGACGAGGACCAGCAGCUUAUCAAGAACCUUGCACUUUUCUUGACCAACUUCCUUCAGUCACAUUUGCGUCUGAUCGAGACGCCCGAGUCUAACGAGCUCCUCAUCAACGCCCACCUGUACCUUAUAAAGAUCUCCACCGUCGACGACCGUGAGGUCUUCAAAAUCUGCCUCGAGUAUUGGGGCAAGCUCGUCGCCGAGCUUUACGAGGAGAUCCAGUCGCUGCCCAUGGGCGACAUCAACCCUUUGAUGAACCUCAACCUCGGCGGCAUGGGCGGUGUCAACGGUCCUCAGUCGGUCGGGCUUAACGGAGCGCCGCUGCGGAAGAACACCUACUCUGAAAUCCUCUCCAACCUUCGCCUGGUUACGAUCGAGAAGAUGGUCAAACCCGAGGAGGUCCUCAUUGUCGAGAACGAGGAGGGAGAGAUUGUCCGCGAGUUCAUGAAGGAGAGCGACACGAUCGUGCUGUACAAGAGCAUGCGCGAGGUGCUAGUCUACCUCACUCACCUCGACGUUCAGGACACGGAGCAAAUCAUGACGGAUAAGCUUGCUAAGCAGAUAGAUGGGUCCGAAUGGUCGUGGAACAACCUCAACACGCUCUGCUGGGCCAUUGGUUCGAUUUCAGGCGCGAUGAACGAGGAGACGGAAAAGCGCUUCCUGGUCACAGUCAUCAAGGACCUGCUUGGACUGACGGAAAUGAAGCGUGGCAAGGACAACAAGGCCGUCUGUGCUUCUGACAUCAUGUACAUUGUCGGCCAGUACCCUCGCUUCCUCAAGGCGCACUGGAAGUUCCUCAAGACGGUCGUCAACAAGCUCUUCGAAUUCAUGCACGAGACUCAUGAGGGUGUGCAAGACAUGGCGUGCGACACCUUUAUCAAAAUUGCUCAGAAGUGCCGUCGCCACUUUGUCAUGCAGCAGGCAGGCGAGCACGAGCCGUUCAUCGAUGAGAUUCUGCGCACCCUGCACAGGAUCACCGUCGAUUUGCAGCCCCAGCAGGUCCACACCUUCUACGAGGCAGUCGGCUACAUGAUCUCUGCGCAGCCUAACAAGCCGACCCAGGAGCGCCUGAUCGAGAAGCUCAUGGAGCUCCCCAACAAUGCAUGGGACAACCUCAUGCAGCAGGCAGCGAGCAGCGUCGACGUUCUCGGCAACCCCGAGAAUGUUAAGAUCAUGUCCAACAUUCUCAAGACCAAUGUCUCGGCGUGUACGUCCAUUGGGUCGUUCUUCCUUCCCCAGCUUGGGCGCAUAUGGCUCGACAUGCUCGGCCUCUACAAGGCCGUGUCCGGCAUCAUCUCGGAACAGGUGGCGUCUAUGGGUCUGGUCGCCACGAAGACGCCCAAGGUUCGCUCCCUUCGCACGAUCAAGAAGGAGAUCCUGAAGCUGGUCGAGACCUAUGUUCGCAAGGCGGAGGACCUUGAUGGUGUUAACCAGAACCUCAUCCCUGGUCUCCUUGACGCCAUCCUUGGUGACUACAACCGAAACGUGCCCGCCGCGCGUGAUGCCGAGGUCCUGAACGUCAUGGCUACGAUCGUGUCCAAGCUGAGCAAUCUCCUCAUCCCGCAGAUUGCUCCCAUCCUUGACGCCGUGUUCGAGCCCACACUUGACAUGAUCAACAAGGACUUUGCUGAGUACCCCGAGCACCGGGUCGGCUUCUUCAAGCUCUUGCGUGCAAUCAACCUCACAUGCUUCCCUGCAUUGCUCGAGCUGCCACCACAACAGUUCAAGCUCGUCAUGGACUCGGUGGUUUGGGCGUUCAAGCACACGAUGCGCGACAUUGCCGACACUGGCCUGAGCAUUGCGUUCGAGAUUGUCAACAACUUUGCUUCGUCAUCACCGGAAAUCUCCGGCCAGUUCUACCAGCAGUACUUGCUGUCGCUGCUGGGUGACGUGUUCUACGUCCUCACUGACGCCGACCACAAGAGUGGCUUCAAGAUGCAAACCAUCCUGCUCGCGCGUCUCAUCUCGUUGGUCGAGAACGACGGCGUCCAGGCUCCGUUGUUCAACCCCGCUGAGCACGAGCCAGGCAUGACCAACGUCGUGUUCCUGAAGGGAUAUGUGGCGAACCUGCUCACGAACGCUUUCGGUCACAUGCAGCCCGCGCAGAUCACUCAGUUCGUCAACCAGAUGUUUGCGAACGCGGCGGACCCAGCCAAGUUCAAGCUCACAUUGCGCGACUUCCUGAUCUCGCUCAAGGAGUUCAGCGGCGACAGUGCGGACAGCGCCGACCUCUACCUUGACGAGAAGGAGGCUGAGGCGGAGCGCAAGGCUGCGGCCGAGCGUGAGAACGCGCUUCGCGUUCCGGGUAUGCUCAAGCCCUCGCAGCUUGAUGACGACGCCGACUUGUGAGCGGCAUGAGACGAAGGGGAUUCCGCGCGACGCGCCCAUGUAUCAGCGCGAGCGUGACAGACGGAGAUGUUGGAGUCAUUUGCAUUGUUUGCAUAGAGUGGGGGCGAGAGCCCACUGGUGUUUACCCGAGCGAAGAUAUCAAUACAUUUGUUUAUGAAGUCACUACUAUUGCAGGUGGUGGGGAUGGCGAGUGUAGGGAUGGUAAUACAUGUACGGAUGACGAGCUUGAUGGAGGCGCCAGGGACUUGCAUAGC